Molecule: messenger RNA, 6564 nt
Organism: Delphinapterus leucas (beluga whale)
Lineage: Eukaryota; Metazoa; Chordata; Mammalia; Artiodactyla; Monodontidae
Source: RefSeq, a predicted model, not a curated record
CCACCAGGGAAGCCCAGAAGUUAAUUUUGAAUUAUAAAGUUAUUCAUCCAAAAAUUUAAAAAAAUUUAUUUCCUUUGACUUCUAGUUGUAUGACUUGAGUAAAUAAACAUUUAGAGCUGAUUUUCUUAUUUGAACAAGGCCGAUAAUGAUACUUGUAUUUACCUCCCAAGGUUAUGAAAUCAAAUAAAAUAGUAUGUGGAAUAUAAAUCAGGCAUGGUGUUAGGUAAGCAAUAAUGUAGACAGAUGUAGUACCUCCCUUUAAAGCACUUACAGUGUAGUGGAGGAGAAUGUCCAACCAGUCUUUUUGCAAAUAAUUAUUUAACAUUCUGUGAGCUAAGUACUAAGAAAAAAGUACAGGGAGCCUGAGACUAGUCUUGGCUCACAGAAAGCUGCCCCGGGGAAGAGAAAUUUAAUGGAGACUUAUCAAUGGAAGGGGUUGUGGGAGACCAGUCCUAGCAAAAGAAGAAUAGUAUUUGCAAAGACCCUAAGUUUUGAAGAGACUUAGUAACCAAAAAAGCAGUCUGGCUGGCAAAGAGCACCUUUUAGCCUUCACAAUAGUCCUGUGAGUUAACUCCAUUUUAUAGAUUAAAAAACUGAAGCUCAGAGUGGUUAAGUAAUUUGUAUAGUGUCUUACUGUUUGUAAAUGGCAGAUUCAUAUUUUGAACCCAGGUUGGUCAGCCUGACUCCAGCGUCCUUGUUCUCUCUACUAUGCCAUUCUUUCUCCGAGUCACUUAGCUCAGCGGUUAUUGUGCUCCUAAACACAUCUUCUCUCUUGUUAUUUCUCAGAGGGCUUAGCAGCUCUCCCUCUGGCUAAUUGUGGAGCCAAGGAUCAGAUUCUUUCCUUACACUAAGGUAAUAAUAAGAUUUAACUCUUACAGGUUAUAUCUCUUGUUUGUAUACUGUAGAACUCGAGAGAUCCUAAAAGCUUUUUCAAGGGUAGGAAUUUUGUAGAUUCUGGGGCUGAUAUGAAACUGCAGUGUUGUUUGUAGCCUCUCAUUUAAAAAUAGCCUCGUGGUGCUCAUGGGGUGCUUUAGUAGUGCCAACAUUUCCAUCAGCCUCUCUGCCCUACCCACAAGACACUCCACAUAAACAAAGAUCUGAGUAAUAAACAGUAUGCUUCUGCUGUUGCCUCUUCCUACUCCCACAAACCCCUCCUGUAUAGAAAUCCUAAUGCCACCACUAAUAAUGCAUUUUAUUGGAAGAAUGCAAAUUAAAAGGGUUUCAUUGCUUUAAAAAUUUGAAAAACACUAUCCUAGCUUGUGUGAAGUUCAAGGGAAAUAUUUCCUAAAUGAGGAAUUUUUCCGAUUCUUCGUAUCUGUUUAUCUCCUACUACACUUGCAUUGACUCCCCCAAACAUCUUCGUAAAUUGGGGAUGGAUUUUUGUUUUUGUUGUUAAAGCUUGUGGAGAUAGUGUAGAUUGGUACAUUGAAGCCCAGUAUUUGAAACCUAGGGGUAAAAAAAUUCCUAUGCCUUCCUGUCUCCAGAUACUUUUAUGAUAGAGAAAAUAAAUUAAUCCAGGGUCAGUGCCGUUGUUUUAUAUUUUAUGUCAUUGUCGUUUAUGUAAGAAGAGAUAUUAUUAAUGCAGAUACCUAGUUAAAUCUUUUAUUGUUGUCAGUUUAUUAAGCAAUUAUUUUUUCCUUUUAAAAUCUUUUUCUAAGUCUGUUAACCUCAGUUUUUCUUGCCCUCUUAAAAGGCACUGCAUAAAUUUGAGGGAGGACUAUUUUUAGGCCCUGUCUCAUUUUAACUAUCUAACUGGUCCUGCGUGAUUUUCUUGGAAUUUGUGAACUUUGUUGUAAAGUAAUUCAUAGUUCUAGGUAGAUGGAGGUUGAUGCUUUAUCCUAAUUGUCGAAAAUUUUUGUAUUCUUUGUUUUCAGAGGGUUUCACUUGGUAGAGCCUGAUUUACUUGAAAUGCGAAGUAAUAAAUUGAUUCCCUCCACUACCCCUCUUUGUCCUCAGUUUUAUGUGAAACACUGACUGAAGUAAAUGUUUGCCCUAUGAAUUUCUCUCCUUUUUAAAAGCACCCAGAGAUGCACAUUUUAGGGGCUCAUGCUAGAAUACUUUGUCAUUAUCGUUCUCCUGAUCUUUCCUUUCACGUUGCCUAAACACAGCUGAGUUGGUAAGAGGAGCAAAGACAACAAGAUACCACUGCCAAGCAGACAGGAAGCUGUAGUGGACCUAGCGAGCAGGGGCGGCAGAGCGUAUCCUCCAUCCAAUCAGCUGUGAGUGCUGUUGCUAUGUGAGCUCUUACUCUGCUGCCUUUGUGAAAAACCUUACACAGAGGGAAGCGGAAUCAGCACCCACUGCUGAACAUUUGUUUUAACCACUGCAGACAUCUGGAUCCCUCAGUUACUGACUGUAUAGCUAUUGACAGCCAGAAGGCCACUUAUUUUAUACAAGGAUUCCAGUAUGGUUUUCAGUGGAAACAAAGGGCUUCACAGAGAAGAUAGUCUGGAUGAAUAUUUUGAAUAUGAUGCAGAGGAGUUCUUGGUCUCUCUGGCCUUGUUAAUAACAGAAGGACGAACACCUGAAUGUUCUGUUAAAGGUCGGACGGAAAGUUUCCAUUGCCCUCCAGCACAGUCCUGUUACCCAGUAACUAGCAAACAUGAAUGUAGUGAUAAGCUGGCCCAGUGUCGCCAAGCCCGACGAACUAGGUCUGAGGUCGCAUUAUUGUGGAAGAAUAACCUUCCAAUCAUGGUGGAAGUGAUGCUACUACCAGAUUGCUGCUACAGUGACGAUGGGCCCACCACAGAAGGGAUUGAUCUAAAUGAUCCUGCAAUUAAGCAAGAUGCAUUAUUAUUAGAAAGAUGGAUAUUGGAGCCAGUUCCUCGACAGAGUGGCGAUCGAUUUAUUGAAGAGAAGACUCUCCUAUUGGCUGUCCGCUCAUUUGUGUUUUUUUCUCAAUUAAGUGCUUGGCUGAGUGUUUCUCAUGGUGCUAUUCCACGAAAUAUUAUUUACAGAAUCAGUGCUGCUGAUGUAGACCUACAGUGGAAUUUUUCACAAACUCCAAUUGAACAUGUGUUUCCUGUUCCCAAUGUGUCUCACAAUGUGGCCUUGAAAGUCAGUGUUCAGUCCUUGCCCAGACAAUCUAAUUAUCCAGUUUUGACCUGUAGUAUUCACACUAAUAUUGGCCUUUAUGAGAAAAGAGUUCAAGACCAUGAACUUAAAACCCAUCAGCACCGAAAUUCUACUGAAGCAGAGCAAUGUAGUACAAACAGUUCACAGCGUCUGUGUAGCAAACAAACUUGGACCAUGGCACCCGAAAGCAUAAUAUUACAUGCAAAAAAUGGCACAACUCCAGAAUAUACUGCAGCUGUCAAAAAUGUCAAACUAUAUCCGGGCACUAGUGGUAAAUCUGACUAUGGAACAUCUCAAGGCAAUAUUCUGGGCUUCAGUGGUAUAGGAGAUAAAAAGUCACAUGAAACAUCAGUGAGAACUUUAAAAUCAUUUUCAGUGAUUGAUUCUAGUGAAUCUAGCCGCCAGAGUUCCUGGCAGUCAGUUGGUGAGGCUAAUCCUUUAAUAGGCUCUUUAAUUCAGGAGCGACAAGAAGUUAUUGCAAGAAUAGCUCAGCAUUUGAUUCAUUGUGAUCCAAGCACUUCACAUGUUUCUGGACAUCCACUUAAUACACAAGAAUCUAGUUCACUUAAUUCAAAGCUUUUCCGGGUUUCACAAGAAAAUGAAAAUGUGAGAAAAUGUAAAGAAACGUUCUCCAUUUCUUUUGGUAAUCCAGAGCUCACCUCCUCAGAAGACAUCAAUGAAGGGAAAAUUCGAGUAAAACCAGAAACUCCUCGAAGUGACACUUGCAUUACUAAUGGUCUUCAUUCUGAUCAGUCUGUUGGUGAGAUUAAUCCUUUGAUAAGCUCUUUACUCCAGGAGCGGCAAGAUGUCAUUGCAAGGAUUGCUCAGCACUUGGAACACAUUGAUCCAACAGCACCUCACAUGCCCCGGCAAUCAUUCAACAUGCAGGACUCCGGUUCAGUUCCUUCUAAAGUGUUUAGGAGUUCCUAUGAAGACAGAAAUUUGUUGAAGAAAAACAAGGAUGACACCUCUGUUUCCAUUUCUGAUACAAAAUUUUCCUUGUUAGAUAACAUCAGUGAAGGGAAACACUUAACACCUAAUAAACAUUUUAGUUAUUUUAAAUGCAAUAGUAAUGUCAAGCCUUCUUUGAAACCUCAAACAAGAAGAAAUCUGCAUCAGAACAAUCCUAGUGAAAUCCAAAGUACAUUUCAAGAGACACAGAACAAAGCCACUGGUUUAAUGAAUCCUUCAAAUAUGUCUCAUUGCAAAGAAGAUAACUUAGAUUUCACAAUCAGAUUGGAAAACACACUUUCUGAGUGUCAAUUUAAGGAACAAGAAAUUGACAAUGAAAUCAAUAAACAGUAUUCAAAAUGUAACAGUAUUGACAAACAGAUUUGCACAAAUAAGUAUAAGGACAAAAUAAUAAUAAAUGAAAAUUAUAAUCCAGAAUCUUUUAACAAUCACCAGUUUGAUCAUUCAAAAAAAAGUGACUCGAAAAUAAAUGUUACUGUGUUGGAAAUGUCUGGAUAUUUGAAGAAACAUGCAAAUGAGUGCUCAGAUAAAGACUCCAAAAAGCCGAAGUCAUGCGAACAAAAUACUCAACUUAAUAGUAUAGAAAAUUAUCUCAAUAAAGAUAGUGAAGGUUUCAAAUGCAAAAAGCCAAACCAAUUAAACAAUGAACAGGAUAAGAAAGAAGAUCCAGUUGAUGAAAUAUCUCAAAACUGUUCUCAGAGGAAGAAUAUAAAAGAAUGUUUGUUUACGUGUGAACGACUGAAAACUAAAGAGGUAUUGAGAACUAUACCACUUAAACACUCAAGUGUCUGGCAGAAACAUAAUUUUCAUUCCUUGGAUGGAACCUCAACCAGAGCCUUUCAUCCUCGAACUGGAUUGCCUCUUCUUUCCAGUCCUGUUCCUCAAAGAAAGGCACAAUCAGGUUGCUUUAAUCUGGAUUCUUCAUUACUGCAUCUGAAAAGCUUAUCAUCUAGAAGUCCUCGACCAUGUUUAAACAUUGAAGAUGAUCCAGAUAUUCAUGAAAAACCAUUUCUGAGUUCUAGUGCUCCACCUAUAACAAGUCUUAGUCUCUUAGGAAAUUUUGAGGAGUCUGUCUUGAACUAUCGUUUAGAUCCUCUCGGCAUUGUUGAUGGCUUUACUGCCGAGGUAGGGGCAAGUGGGGUUUUCUGCCCCACUCAUUUGACUCUUCCAGUUGAAGUGUCAUUCUACAGUGUUUCUGAUGAUAAUGCUCCCUCUCCUUAUAUGGGUGUGAUUACUUUAGAGUCCCUUGGUAAAAGGGGUUAUCGAGUACCUCCUUCAGGAACAAUACAAGUGACCUUAUUUAAUCCUAAUAAGACUGUGGUGAAGAUGUUUGUUGUGAUAUAUGACUUACGAGAUAUGCCAGCCAAUCAUCAGACAUUCCUACGACAAAGAACUUUUUCUGUACCUGUUAAACAAGAAAUGAAGAGAAGUGUUAAUAAAGAGAACAUCCGACAUACAGAAGAACGGUUAUUACGCUACCUCAUACAUCUGAGGUUCCAGAGUUCUAAAUCUGGAAAGAUCUACCUCCAUAGAGAUGUACGGCUCCUGUUCUCUAGAAAGUCGAUGGAAGUUGAUAGCGGUGCUGCAUAUGAACUCAAAUCUUACACUGAAUCGCCAACAAACCCUCAGUUUUCACCAAGAUGUUGAUAAAGAGUGACAAUUUAAAGUAUUUGCUCAGUACCCAAGUUUGAAAGUAAAAAAUAGCGUAGAAGGGAGUGUACCAAAUUAACAAGCAGGAGAGUGGGUCCUCUCCUGUUAUCCUGGACCAGUUUUUAUGAAAGGAUUCCUGGGAUGAGAUCCACAUAUUCCAAGGAGACUGGAAACACUCAUGUCCUAACCCUUUUUGUACUGUCGAAACCACUUCACUGGACUUGUUGCAAGAGCAAACCACCCCCCACCCCCCCACCCCCGCCACAGUUAGAUUAGUGUUUACACGUUUCGUUUCUCAGUUAUUUAAUAUUUAACGUUUUCCUUACUACUCAAGUGAUGUUUGUCUUUAGUGUUCUAAUGUAGCACAAAUCCUAUGUAAAAUCAUACUAUGUAUUUUUGACAUUGUUGAAAUCUGAAAUAUAUGCACAAGUCUUUUAAUUUUGUGUGAUGUGUUUUAAGUACUAUUCAUUUAAGUUAUUGAAAAUGAGAAUGAAAUGUUGAGCUUCUUUCAAGAUUAACGCACUAUGCAAGCAUGUGUACUUUUUAUAUCUCCCAGGUUUAGUUUUUACAACACCCCAUCCCGGUUGCUGUCUCACACAGUAGUCCUUUAACAUGCUGUAUCGGCAGUGCAACGUGGAGUAAGCUGCUUCACAUUACCUUAGCAAGUUCAGAUCAUCAUGCCCAUUCAUAUUCCUUCUAGAAUCCCUUAUCCCCAAAACAGUUCUAUUUUUUCCUUAAUCACUACUACAAAGGCUUUACGUUAAAUUGCUGUCCCAUUCUAGAUAACUUUUGCUAAUUGUUAAAAGAAUAUGUACUUUGAAAACAAAUUAGUAUUUAUAUUGUAAAUAUAUGCAAGAAACAAAGAAA